Messenger RNA from Coregonus sp. 'balchen', 5379 nucleotides. The record is from the annotation of a GenBank genome assembly. NCBI's taxonomy places the organism in Eukaryota, Metazoa, Chordata, Actinopteri, Salmoniformes, Salmonidae.
AUGAAAGCUGAACGUGAGUAAUAGACGGAUACACCUGAAUCACAAUGAAGGAUACAUGUGUUAAUUUAUUGCAAAUAUGUGUUCAUUUAUUACAUCACUUUGAUCGAAUAGAGCAAAGAUGCCCCUUUCCCUUAAAUAACUAUCUCAUGCGUACACACAGAUGAAGAUUAUAUAAAAAAGAACAUAUAACAAAUAAAAAGACCCAGUAUCUGCGUUUGUGCGUUUUAAAGCUGUAAGACAGUGUAGCAUGAAUAACGUUUUGACAAAAUAUAAAAUCAUGUUGAUAUAGAAAAUAUGAAGCGAUAACACAGUCAUUAUUGACAUCUGUGUUCCCAAACCAGGAUACCAUAACGUAAAGACUCCAGAAGAAUAAUAGUCAGUAUCAACCACCAAACAGACCUAUACCAGACAGACAUCAUGCAUAUAUAUAUAUAUAUACUUUUUUUUGCUGAGUUAUAUAUAUAUAUAUAUACACACAGUGGGGAGAACAAGUAUUUGAUACACUGCCGAUUUUGCAGGUUUUCCUACUUACAAAGCAUGUAGAGGUCUGUCAUUUUUAUCAUAGGUACACUUCAACUGUGAGAGACGGAAUCUAAAACAAAAAUCCAGAAAAUCACAUUGUAUGAUUUUUAAGUAAUUCAUUUGCAUUUUAUUGCAUGACAUAAGUAUUUGAUCACCUACCAACCAGUAAGUGGUCCUCUGUAGCUCAGCUGGUAGAGCACGGCGCUUAUAACGCCAAGGUAGUGGGUUCGAUCCCCGGGACCACCCAUACACAAAAAAAAAAUGUAUGCACGCAUGACUGUAAGUCGCUUUGGAUAAAAGCGUCUGCUAAAUGGCAUAUUAUUAUUAUUAUAAGAAUUCCAGCUCUCACAGACCUGUUAGUUUUUCUUUAAGAAGCCCUCCUGUUCUCCACUCAUUACCUGUAUUAACUGCACCUGUUUGAACUCGUUACCUGUAUAAAAGACACCUGUCCACACACUCAAUCAAACAGACUCCAACCUCUCCACAAUGGCCAAGACCAGAGAGCUGUGUAAGGACAUCAGGGAUAAAAUUGUAGACCUGCACAAGGCUGGGAUGGGCUACAGGACAAUAGGCAAUCAGCUUGGUGAGAAGGCAACAACUGUUGGCGCAAUUAUUAGAAAAUGGAAGAAGUUCAAGAUGACGGUCAAUCACCCUCGGUCUGGGGCUCCAUGCAAGAUCUCACCUCGUGGGGCAUCAAUGAUCAUGAGGAAGGUGAGGGAUCAGCCCAGAACUACACAGCAGGACCUGGUCAAUGACCUGAAGAGAGCUGGGACCACAGUCUCAAAGAAAACCAUUAGUAACACACUACGCCGUCGUGGAUUAAAAUCCUGCAGCGCACGCAAGGUCCCCCUGCACAAGCCAGCGCAUGUCCAGGCCCGUCUGAAGUUUGCCAAUGACCAUCUGGAUGAUCCAGAGGAGGAAUGGGAGAAGGUCAUGUGGUCUGAUGAGACAAAAAUUGAGCUUUAUGGUCUAAACUCCACUCGCCGUGUUUGGAGGAAGAAGAAGGAUGAGUACAACCCCAAGAACACCAUCCCAACCGUGAAGCAUGGAGGUGGAAACAUCAUUCUUUGGGGAUGCUUUUCUGCAAAGGGGACAGGACGACUGCACCGUAUUGAGGGGAGGAUGGAUGGGGCCAUGUAUCGUGAGAUCUUGGCCAACAACCUCCUUCCCUCAGUAAGAGCAUUGAAGAUGGGUCGUGGCUGGGUCUUCCAGCAUGACAACGACCCGAAACACACACAGCCAGGGCAACUAAGGAGUGGCUCCGUAAGAAGCAUCUCAAGGUCCUGGAGUGGCCUAGCCAGUCUCCAGACCUGAACCCAAUAGAACAUCUUUGGAGGGAGCUGAAAGUCCAUAUUGCCCAGCGACAGCCCCGAAACCUGAAGGAUCUGGAGAAGGUCUGUAUGGAGGAGUGGGCCAAAAUCCCUGCUGCAGUGUGUGCAAACCUGGUCAAGACCUACAGGAAACGUAUGAUCUCUGUAAUUGCAAACAAAGGUUUCUGGAUUAAGAGUAGACUUGGAGUAUGGCCAUCCCUCAACAGAGCCAGAGGAGCCCCUGCCUCAGCCUCCCAGGCUCUCCCUCCAGCAGCCAGGCUGAGGCAGGGAAGAGAUGUCUGCAGCAGUGCCUCCGGAGGUCAUCAGAGGUCCCAGACAGAGGUUGGAACCUCCUCAGCCAACGGCAGCACUAAGCCCAGAGUCACUGGUUCCAGACCCCACCAGCCCUCUACUGCUGUCUCCUCCAGACUGCCCUACAAGUCCCAGGGUGUCCCCAGGAGCAUCCCUUCCAAGGCCAGUGUCCACAAUGAGCACAGUGGCAGCACAGGUAACGUACAAGUUUCUGCAGGAGCAGCCCAGGGGUGUGUGGGAAGACCAGCCUCAUCCAAGACCACAGUGUUAAAAGCAGGAUGCAAAACUACAGCGUCGACCAAUCAGGUGCCCUCAAGGUCCAGAGCCAGCACUCUGAAAAGAACUGCUUCAUCAAGACUUCUUCGUCCUGCCGCUGUAUUACCUGUGGACAAGAACAGACCGAGGGCGACACCACGGAGCCACCCACAGCCUCAACAGCGGUCACCAGUACCAUCGCCGCCCCAGAGCAAUAGGCAUCCAGACCUGGUGCUGGCGGAGGGCAGGGCAGCGGGCACGGAGAGCUACCGGGCACCAUGCGAGAGGAAGAACCAGAGCCCCCAGCAGCUCCAGGGACUCCUGGCUGCCAGUAACAGGAAAUUUGAGGCCAUUGUGGUGGUGCUGCAGCAGACCCUGGCAGAGCGUGAUGAGGUCAUUAAGCAGCGCAGGGACCUGUCCCAGGAACUGAUGACCUUGCAGAAGGACUCCCUGUAUCUGGAGCAGGAGGUGGAGAGCCUCAAUGUGGUGCUGGAUAUCAAGAACAAACAGCUGCACCAACAGGACCACAAACUGAUGCAGAUGGACACACUGACAACUGUCCACAGAGCAGGCGGUGCUGCAGGAGUAUCUCCACAAGGAAUCCAAGGUGAACAAGCGUCUGUCUAUGGAGAAUGAGGAGCUCAUCUGGAAGCUGCACAACGGGGACCCGAGCAGCCCCCACAAGAUGUCCCCCACCUCCCCCUCCCACCAUUCCCUCGGCCUCCAAUCACCUCGCAGCUCUGCUGUCUUCACCAGCCCCAUCCAAUCACCUCGCAGCUCUGCAGUCUUCUCCAGCCCUCCCGUCUCACCCAGAUAACAGCAGCCUACCGCUUCCAGGAAGCAGACACUCUUUCUCUCCUCUGAUUGGACUGGGUCCAGGAAGCAGCCUCUCUCGCUCUUUUCUGAUUGGACCGAGUCAUCCCUCCGUACUUAAGAGCUAUAUUAGCUGACCGGGAUUGCCGCAUGUCAUCCAGAGAUGGCUACAAUAUUCCUGAAUGGCUCUACUUUCUGUUGACACUUACUGCAGAUCAAUGACUGUAUGAGAAAGGACUGUUGCACAGAAGCACUUACUGAGUGAGACAGCCUCUUGUUCUCUCUGCCUUGUCUGAUAUCAUAGGACAUCUGUCAUAGGGUUAGGGUUAUUAUAGGACAUCUAUCAUAGGGUUAGGGUUAUUUUAGGACAUCUGUCAUAGGGUUAGGGUUAUUUUAGGACAUCUAUCAUAGGGUUAGGGUUAUUUUAGGACAUCUGUCAUAGGGUUAGGGUUAUUAUAGGACAUCUAUCAUAGGGUUAUUAUAGGACAUCUCAGGACUAUAUAAUGAGACACUAUAUUUGUUAAUCUUUCUCAGUGGUCGGCAAAAGCUUGUUGCUGGUUUUCCCUCUGAAGACACACACACACACACACCAGUGUUAUGGGAAGGAGUACCGUGGCGUUGGUGACCAAAUGCAGACCUGUGUGUUGACUGACUGAGAAUAUGCACUGCUCCUGUCUGUCAUUAUAUUGCUAUGAGAAUCAGCAUGGCUAGGAGUCCAAAAGUAACAUUGAAUCUUCUCCCAUGAUUUGGGAAUCAAACAUGAAUCCUGUCAUCUGUAUAUUAAUUGAGGAAAAUUAGAUAAAUAUAAACCCUUCUACACACAUACUACUCAAUACCAUUGUAUUCACUGCUCAUAGAUCAUUUAUUUCGCUUUUAUUGAUGCAUGCACCACAUGCUACAUGCAAUUAUCUUCAUAAAUUGGAUAUUAGUAAUCAUUUCCUGUGUUUUUAAAAGGUUAAUGGCAUUUCCAUGGUAAUUAAUGGGCGGUCUGCGCUUCAGAACUGUACUUUCUUUCUGUUAUUACCCAUCUACAGGUUAUAUAGACCUCUAACUGUUCAGUUCGAUGGCCUGAGGACUCAAAGCUGUGUUUUUAAUGUUGGUUGGUUUGUUUGUUUGACCAUGGGACCAAUUCAAAUGAAUGUUUGUGCAUGUUUGAUGACCUGUUGUCUAGCACCCCUCCCUCACCCAAUCCUCUUAAUACAGCUUUAAAAUGGGGGGUCUUUACAAAGAUGUCACUAAGGUUAAAAUGCGAAGAGAAUCAGUGUCCACAAUGAGCACAGUGGCAGCACAGGUAACGUACAAGUUUCUGCAGGAGCAGCCCAGGGGUGUGUGGGAAGACCAGCCUCAUCCAAGACCACAGUGUUAAAAGCAGGAUGCAAAACUACAGCGUCGACCAAUCAGGUGCCCUCAAGGUCCAGAGCCAGCACUCUGAAAAGAACUGCUUCAUCAAGACUUCUUCGUCCUGCCGCUGUAUUACCUGUGGACAAGAACAGACCGAGGGCGACACCACGGAGCCACCCACAGCCUCAACAGCGGUCACCAGUACCAUCGCCGCCCCAGAGCAAUAGGCAUCCAGACCUGGUGCUGGCGGAGGGCAGGGCAGCGGGCACGGAGAGCUACCGGGCACCAUGCGAGAGGAAGAACCAGAGCCCCCAGCAGCUCCAGGGACUCCUGGCUGCCAGUAACAGGAAAUUUGAGGCCAUUGUGGUGGUGCUGCAGCAGACCCUGGCAGAGCGUGAUGAGGUCAUUAAGCAGCGCAGGGACCUGUCCCAGGAACUGAUGACCUUGCAGAAGGACUCCCUGUAUCUGGAGCAGGAGGUGGAGAGCCUCAAUGUGGUGCUGGAUAUCAAGAACAAACAGCUGCACCAACAGGACCACAAACUGAUGCAGAUGGACACACUGACAACUGUCCACAGAGCAGGCGGUGCUGCAGGAGUAUCUCCACAAGGAAUCCAAGGUGAACAAGCGUCUGUCUAUGGAGAAUGAGGAGCUCAUCUGGAAGCUGCACAACGGGGACCCGAGCAGCCCCCACAAGAUGUCCCCCACCUCCCCCUCCCACCAUUCCCUCGGCCUCCAAUCACCUCGCAGCUCUGCUGUCUUCACCAGCCCCAUCCAAUCACCUCGCAGCUCUGCAGUCUUCUCCAGCCCUCCCGUCUCACCCAGAUAA